UUCUCUAUUAAUUAGUAAUUCUAAUUGUCUAUCUGGUUAAAUCAGAGAAUUUACUUUUAACUUGUAAUUUAAUUCAAAGUUUCAUGUUUAUUUUGUGCUUUUGAAGCUCCAUUGAAAAUAACGUUACCUUUUCAAGGAGAAAUGGAUUCAACCUUGAUUGAUAUUAAUGGAUUUAAUUUUUACAAUUAACUAUUGAUUACAAUGACUAAUUGUAUGUCCAUCAUCUAUUUACUAUUAUUAAUCUUUACCAUUUUAAUCAAACCUUGGGAAAGUUUCGUUGGAUUACCCAAUGGUUCAUUACGACAAUUUAUUAAUCAUCAAUGGUUGGAAAAUGUGGAUAAUUCUGAAGGAUCAAAUCUCUGGAAAAUAAUCUAAAUUGAGUGAUGAAUCAGGAAGGAGGUAAAAUUUUGUAACCAUUUGAUUAGAGGGAUUAAACAUCAACAACAAUUAGGAAAUUAUGUUCAAUUUAACUGUAUUGCGAUUAAUUUUGCUUCGUUUGGGUCGAUUGUCACGGAGGAAAUGGCUUAUAUUUCUUGGUACAUUUUUGAUCAUCAUCUUAACUGGUUUCUUGAUUCUCGAUUCAAUUCUUUUGGUGGUCAAUCAAUUUACUAAUUUCUACCAUUGGAUAGAUUGUCUUUCUGGUAAAAUGCUUGCCCGUCAAGAGGUUUGUGUGGCCUGGGAAAAGGAUAAAAUCAUUGGUAACCUUUGCUCCGAUUGGUGUCAAGGGUCAUCUUCGGUGAUACAGUCAUGUCCAUCAACCAGGUCCUUCCAUGGUGGUAAAGAGUGUAUAUUUUAUGGAGAGUGGAAAAACUCUGAGAUUAUUGUGAAAGCUAAGAAAUUGAAAUCAACCAACAUGAUGGAUGUUGAUCUGAAAUUAACUCGAGACGAGAUAAUCCAAGGAUUAGCUUCAAUUGUGUCCACUGCUUUCGAUGGUUCGGAAAAUAUUGACUCAUCAUAUUUGACCAUUCCCUGGACAGGAUCGCCCUCCAAAUUGUCCUCUCUAACCAACAAAGAGCUUCACAAUCUAUGGAUUCUCGCCCAAGACAAUGAAUUCAUUUAUUCAACUUUUUUCGGCUCUUUAACCCAAUGGAAUCCAAUUAAACUAUUACCUCAACUUAAGGCCACUUGUGGUCACUUUUAUGCCGUUGAAUAUAUCCCAAGGAUCCUUCAAUUGACCGACAUUAUGCCAGAUAAACUUAAUACUCGGCCAUUUGUUGCCUCUUUCCAUCGGCGGGUUCACAUUGCGACCAUGUUAUUGACCUGGUUGAGGGAUCUUGAGAUGAGCGGGUACAAUUUACACCUUUGUGAUGUUAAAUAUGAUCAAUUUGGGAUAACCGAUAACGGGUCAAUUGUCCUAAUUGAUUCGGACAUGUUAUAUCCAAGGGAAAUCGUUCGAGAAUCAAUUCAACACAUUGAUUCAUGUAUCAAGGAUGAAGAUUGUGAUUUUAUUGAUUGCAAGGGUCGUUGUAAACCCUCACCAAUUGGCUCGGGUGAUAUUUGUGAAAUUAACGAUGAUUCUGAUAACAAUUUAAAACGAUUCUGUCGAAAUCUAUUUUUCAUCAAUGAAAUUACAUCAACAACAACUUCUAGUCAAAUUAAGGUUGGAUUAUUUUCUCAUCUUCCCUCAUCCCAAAUGGAAUCUGAUGUUUACCAAUUACAACAAUUAUGCUCUAAAUUGUGGUUAAAACAAUCAGAUUUAAUUGCCACAAUUAACCAAAUGAUUGAUUUAACAGCUGCAAUACAAUCAAGGUCUCAUCUUUAAUCGGAGUUUGGUAAUUUAGUUGAUUGUUUACAAUCAGCAAAACCAAAAUAAGUCAAUGGAAUGACAAUUAAUCAAAUUGUAAUUUUAACAUUUUAUUUCAGAGAGAUGAUUAAUUUAGAUUAUCAGUCAAUUCAUUUUAAUCGUCAUCUCUUUUUUUUUAAAUAAUCUUCUAGUCUACCACUAAAUUAAGUGAAAGGAAUCAAUUAGUCAUUGAAAUAGAAUUGUAAACAAUACAAAACAAUUUAAUUUACCACAAAGUGUAAACACAUUCAAUCAAUUUACAAGGUUCAACUUAAUCAUCUUUACAAAAUUAACUGUGAUUGUGUUUUAGGAAACAAUUAACACAACAAUCAAGUUCAAAAAAGCAAAAUUUCUAAAUCAACAUGAAAUCAAAUUGUAACAAUUUAAAAAACUUUUAUACAACAAAUAAAUUCUAGUUAAUUGUAAUAAUCUGUGUCCUCGAA
Molecule: messenger RNA, 2226 nt
Organism: Panonychus citri (citrus red mite)
Lineage: Eukaryota; Metazoa; Arthropoda; Arachnida; Trombidiformes; Tetranychidae
Product: divergent protein kinase domain 1C-like
Exons: 2
Coding region: 458-1762 (434 amino acids)
Source: RefSeq, a predicted model, not a curated record